AUGGAAAACUUGCUAUGUGCCAAGCAAGUGUGGAACUUGAUCGAUCCAGGAAUCAAAGAACCAACAGUAGGUGUUGCCCAAAGUGAAGCAGAAAAGAAAAAGCUAGAAGAGCUACGCAUGAAGGACCUACAGGUCAAGCACUACCUGUACCAAGCCAUUGAUAGGGUUACGUCUGAGCAAAUCCUGGAUCGAAAAACUUCAAAGGCGGUAUGGGAAUCCAUGCAAAAGAGAUUUGCAGGAAACGACAGGGUAAAGAGGGUUCUAUCAAUAUCCAAUCAAAUGAGAAGUAAUGGAGAAUCAUUGACUGAUGUUAAGAUUGUUGAGAAAAUUCUUCGUACACUCACAGAGAAGUAUAUGUAUGUGGUAGUGUUAAUUGAAGAAUCAAAAGAAAUAGACAAAAUGUCUAUAGAAGAGUUGCAGAGCACCUUAAUUGUCCAUGAACAUAAAUUUAAGAAUAAUGAAAAAGAAGAAGAGCAAGCCUUGAAGAUGGAUGUUGGUGAGGGCUCGAAUUCAAAAGGACGAGGCAGAGGUCGUAGCAAUUAUAGAGGAAGAGGACGAGGCAGAGGACGAGCCUUUGUUAAGAAAGAAACCAUUGAAUGUUAUAACUGCCACAAGUUAGGACAUUAUGCAUACGGAUACCCAAAUGCAAAAGAAGCCAACUAUGAUGGGUUCGACGAAAAUGAAGAAGUCAUGUUAAUGGUUGAUGUAAGUGAAGAAGAAGACCUUGUGUUCAUGGCUCAAUAA
Messenger RNA from Lactuca sativa (garden lettuce), 744 nucleotides. Lineage: Eukaryota; Viridiplantae; Streptophyta; Magnoliopsida; Asterales; Asteraceae. The record is from RefSeq and is a predicted model, not a curated record.